This is a messenger RNA of Dichotomopilus funicola, 1245 nucleotides long. RefSeq lists its product as uncharacterized. NCBI's taxonomy places the organism in Eukaryota, Fungi, Ascomycota, Sordariomycetes, Sordariales, Chaetomiaceae. The coding region runs from base 1 to 1245 and encodes 414 amino acids. The transcript is spliced from 2 exons. The record is from RefSeq and is a predicted model, not a curated record. Gene Ontology annotation, molecular function: nitronate monooxygenase activity.
AUGGGGGUUAGAGUGCCCCGAACCUCGGUUUUACUUCCCGGAAGCCGUCGGCCGGUGUCGACAACACAUGUGCUUAGGACCGAGGCCCUAAUCGCGGCCUCCCGCCAACCCCACCUCACCCGAGACAUGAGCGGUGUUUUCUACGGCCACAUCGCAACGACCUUACCACACACCAGUUCUAGACUCCAGGCUGUCGAUUUCCGGGGACGGCUUGCGGCGGCAUAUCCUUGGACAACUUCCCCGCUCAUCGUGGGUGCACCGAUGCGGGUCAUGUCUGGGCCAGAGUUGGCCGUAGCCGUGUCACGGGCGGGAGGAUUUGGCUUCAUUGGCCCCGGCUUGAAGCCGGAGAGUACGGGAACCGACCUUGAAACCGCGAAAGAAUUACUCGCGUCGUCUAGCAUUCCGGGAGCGCCCCAUAACUUGUUACCCCUCGGUGUCGGGUUCCAGAUUUGGAACGGCGAUGUGGAGGUCUCGGCAGCAGCAGUCUCGCAGUAUCGUCCUGCAGCAGCCUGGCUCUUUGCACCGAGGAACGGGCAAGGUGAUGUCGAUGUUUGGACCCAAAAGCUGCGCGAAGCAUCUCCCGAGACCAAGAUCUGGCUCCAGAUCGGAACACUUCAGGAGGGUCUAGAUGCCGCCCGGAGCGCCUCUGCUCCAGAUGUUCUUGUUGUCCAAGGCGCUGAGGCCGGGGGACAUGGUCGGGCAUCAGAUGGCACCGGCUUCAUCACUCUAUUGCCGGAAAUUGCCGACGCGACCAAGGAUAUCGGCAUCCCAUUGAUCGCGGCUGGAGGAAUUGCCGAUGGGCGGGGUGUGGCCGCAGCACUCGGAGUAGGCGCGGCCGGCAUCACCAUGGGCACAAGAUUUCUCGCGUCUCAAGAGGCCCGCAUCAAAAAGGGGUAUCAGGACGAAGUGGUGCGCGCCACAGACGGCGGAGCCAACACCCUUCGGACGCAGCUGUACAAUCAUCUCCGCGGGACGUUUGGCUGGCCCGAACAAUUUAGCCCGCGCACCAUUGUCAACCAGAGUUGGCGGGAGAAGGAACGUGGGACAUCGUUUGAGGAGAUCAAGAAAAAACAUGACGAUGCCGUCGGUAAAGGGGACGCCGCAUGGGGCCCGGACGGGUGGACGGCAACCUAUGCCGGAGCCAAUAUUGGGUUAGUCACAGAAGUGGCGGCGGCGGGCGAGAUUGUAGACAAGACUCGAAGCGAAGCACGAAACAUUAUUCAGGCAUUGAGUGGUGGUUUGUAA